AUGUCUUCGUUGAGGCCAGAACAGCAUACAGUCCAUCAUUUCACCCAUAUUCAUUCAUUAACGAAGGUUGACGGAUAUGGCGAGUUCACAUGCGGCGGUUGCAAAACUUUUGGCUUUGGGAAGACCUACCGUUGCUCCUGGUGCGACUACAAUCUUCACGAACACUGCGCUACGUGCCCCCCUACUCUCUUCAGCUUCAUGCACCCACAACACGACCUCCAACUAGUCUUUAGAGGACCAGAGCAAACGCACCAUGAAAAACGUAUGUGCAACAUCUGCGACGAACCAGCCGAAGGGCUCUUUUACCAAUGCCAUCCUUGUGGCUUCGACGUCCAUCCACUCUGCACACAGCUGCCUCAGCACGUGAUACACGUGCCUCACGCCGCCCAUCAUUUAGAGCUGAGUCACUGGGGAGCGAGCAGCGCGUGCAUGGUUUGCAGCGGUGCAAUCAGGUCUUGGCGGUACAAGUGUGGCCCAUGUGGGUUAGAUGUUCACAUGGAAUGUGUUAAUACGUCUGCAGCGUCAGUAGCAACAAUUCAGCAGAGGUGUUAUGGGCCACAACCGCAUUAUCACCCUUCUCAGUAUUAUCAUCCUUAUUACAAUCAUGGAUAUACAAACCAUCAAGGUCAGGUUCAAGAGUCCACUCCGAGCAUAGGAAGAAGAAUGUUUAGCAUUUUAAUGGCUCUAACCGUUGGGGUUAUCUGCAAUAUUGUAGCUGCGCCGGUCUCUGAUGCCUUUACUGGCGGCUUCUGA
This is a messenger RNA of Brassica oleracea var. oleracea, 753 nucleotides long. RefSeq lists its product as uncharacterized. The transcript has a single exon. NCBI's taxonomy places the organism in Eukaryota, Viridiplantae, Streptophyta, Magnoliopsida, Brassicales, Brassicaceae. The record is from RefSeq and is a predicted model, not a curated record. Bases 1 to 753 code for a protein of 250 amino acids.